AUGGCCGACGCCGGAGCAGGGCGGCGCAUCACCGUGAGGUCCGUCUCCUGCCGCGGGGUCAAGUCCUUUGUCCCCUUCCAGAAGCCGCCGCUCUACGCGGCCGUGUCCCUCGGCGGCCGCCGGGAGAAGACGCCCGCCGACCCGGACGGCGGCGAGAACCCGGACUGGGACGACGCCGUCUUCGCGUUCGACGUCGACGGCGCGGGCGCGGGAGAGGGCCGCGACGGCGGGCUCCUGCAGUUCGAGGUCAAGGCGCAGGUGCCGCUCCUCGGCACCAAGCUCGUCGGCACGACCUGUGUGCCGCUGUCCCAUCUCGGCGGCGACGGCGGGGCGCCGCGGCGCGCGAGCUACCAGGUGCUCGCCCCGGACGGUAAGCCCAACGGCAGCCUCAGCUUCGUCUACGCCCUCACCGGCGGCGGCGCGUAUCAGCAGCCGCAGAUCUACGGCGCGCCGGAGCAAGACCUCGGCUCUUGCUGCGCGCCUCCGCCUCCGCCGCCGUCGAGUUCGGCUUAUCCAGCUCCGGCGAUGACAAACUUUGCUCCACACGGCAGCAGCUACCCUCCGCCGCCGUCGAGCUCGGCUUAUCCAGCUCCGGCGACAACAAACUUUGGGCCACACGGCAGCAGCUACCCGCCACCACCAUCUCCAUUACCGCCAGCGUCUUCACUGUAUCCGUCGAUACACGACGUUCUGCCGCCAAGCAGCUACCCUCCGCCGGGAACGUCGGGCUCACUGUUUCCAUCGUCCGAUUUCGGACCAAACAGUAGCUACCCGCCGCCGUCGGCACCGCCGGCGACUGCAUAUCCGCCACCGCCGCCGUCGUGUACAGCCUACCCGGCUCCUCCGCAACAACACAUCAGCAGCUACCCACCUCCACCGCCGAGCUAUUAUCCUCCUCCGCCACCGAGCGGCUACCCACCUCCAGCGCGGAUGAACCCGGAGUUCCCGGCUUCCAGCUUCCCCCCUCCAGCCAGCAGCUAUCCGCCGCCGCCGGAGUCCGGCUCAGAGUUUCCUGUAUUGUCAAGAUCAGUUGAUCGUGCACUGCCAUACAUGGCGCCGAUGUUUCAGGACUCCACCAUCGCUUACCCGCCGGUGCCUACCGCCGGCUCUUACUACCCUCCGCCGGGGACACGGCACCGCGAGGAAGGGCCGAGUUCGCCGUACUACUACCCUCAGCCUGGGGCCCGCUACUCGUAG
Molecule: messenger RNA, 1197 nt
Organism: Aegilops tauschii subsp. strangulata
Lineage: Eukaryota; Viridiplantae; Streptophyta; Magnoliopsida; Poales; Poaceae
Source: RefSeq, a predicted model, not a curated record